GCUAGUCACCGGCCCCUGCUCAAGAAUGCCAGUGUGUGUGUAGCCUCCGCAGAGAGGUCGUUUUCUCGGAGUCCAGAGGGGCCGCCUGAGCUUCUGAGAACUAGGGAGGAGCCAUCCCAGCCAUGAGCCCCUGUGGGAAUCUGCUGGGGGCCAAGUGGCCUGGAGUCCUCAGGCUCCCCCAGCUGCUCCGGAGGGAGAGGUGAGCUCAGGGCAGCCUGCCUGCAGCCAGAGGUGCCGGGAGCCCCGGGCCUGUCAUGGUGGCCAUCUACAGCCAGCCUGAGGCAGUCACAGACGGAUUUGCAGCUGAGCCUGUCUAUCUGGUGUGGGAAGAAGAUGGGGAGUUACUUGUCAGUCCCGGCUUACUUCACCUCCAGAGACUUAUUUCGGUGUUCAGAAUGCCAGGAUUCCCUCACCAACUGGUACUAUGAGAAGGAUGGGAAGCUCUACUGCCCCAAGGACUACUGGGGGAAGUUUGGGGAGUUCUGUCAUGGGUGCUCCCUGCUGAUGACAGGGCCUUUUAUGGUGGCUGGGGAGUUCAAGUACCACCCAGAGUGCUUUGCCUGUAUGAGCUGCAAGGUGAUCAUUGAGGAUGGGGAUGCAUAUGCACUGGUGCAGCAUGCCACCCUCUACUGUGGGAAGUGCCACAAUGAGGUGGUGCUGGCACCCAUGUUUGAGAGACUCUCCACAGAGUCUGUUCAGGAGCAGCUGCCCUACUCUGUCACGCUCAUCUCCAUGCCAGCCACCACUGAAGGCAGGCGGGGCUUCUCCGUGUCCGUGGAGAGUGCCUGCUCCAACUACGCCACCACUGUGCAAGUGAAAGAGGUCAACCGGAUGCACAUCAGUCCCAACAAUCGCAAUGCCAUCCACCCUGGGGACCGCAUCCUGGAGAUCAAUGGGACCCCCGUCCGCACACUUCGAGUGGAGGAGGUGGAGGAUGCAAUUAGCCAGACGAGCCAGACACUUCAGCUGUUGAUUGAACAUGACCCUGUCUCCCAACGCCUGGACCAGCUGCGGCUGGAGGCCCGGCUUGCUCCUCACAUGCAGAAUGCUGGACACCCCCACGCCCUCAGCACCCUGGACACCAAGGAGAAUCUGGAGGGGACACUGAGGAGACGUUCCCUGAGGCGCAGUAACAGUAUCUCCAAGUCCCCUGGCCCCAGCUCCCCAAAGGAGCCCCUGCUGUUCAGCCGUGACAUCAGCCGCUCAGAAUCCCUUCGUUGUUCCAGCAGCUAUUCACAGCAGAUCUUCCGGCCCUGUGACCUAAUCCAUGGGGAGGUCCUGGGGAAGGGCUUCUUUGGGCAGGCUAUCAAGGUGACACACAAAGCCACGGGCAAAGUGAUGGUCAUGAAAGAGUUAAUUCGAUGUGAUGAGGAGACCCAGAAAACUUUUCUGACUGAGGUGAAAGUGAUGCGCAGCCUGGACCACCCCAAUGUGCUCAAGUUCAUUGGUGUGCUGUACAAGGAUAAGAAGCUGAACCUGCUGACAGAGUACAUUGAGGGGGGCACACUGAAGGACUUUCUGCGCAGUAUGGAUCCGUUCCCCUGGCAGCAGAAGGUCAGGUUUGCCAAAGGAAUCGCCUCCGGAAUGGCCUAUUUGCACUCCAUGUGCAUCAUCCACCGGGAUCUGAACUCGCACAACUGCCUCAUCAAGUUGGACAAGACUGUGGUGGUGGCAGACUUUGGGCUGUCACGGCUCAUAGUGGAAGAGAGGAAAAGGCACCCCAUGGAGAAGGCCACCACCAAGAAACGCACCUUGCGCAAGAACGACCGCAAGAAGCGCUACACGGUGGUGGGAAACCCCUACUGGAUGGCCCCUGAGAUGCUGAACGGAAAGAGCUAUGAUGAGACGGUGGAUAUCUUCUCCUUUGGGAUCGUUCUCUGUGAGAUCAUUGGGCAGGUGUAUGCAGAUCCUGACUGCCUUCCCCGAACACUGGACUUUGGCCUCAACGUGAAGCUUUUCUGGGAGAAGUUUGUUCCCACAGAUUGUCCCCCAGCCUUCUUCCCGCUGGCCGCCAUCUGCUGCAGACUGGAGCCUGAGAGCAGAGCCCCCCUGGGGCCGCAGGAGAGGGCCCGGGCUGCGCGGAUGAUGAGGGCCCAGUGAGGCGCCAAGGGAAGGUCACCAUCAAGUAUGACCCGAAGGAGCUACGGAAGCGCCUCAACCUAGAGGAGCGGAUCCUGGAGCAGCUCACGCGCCUCUACGACUGCCAGGAAGAGGAGAUCUCAGAACUGGAGAUUGACGUGGAUGAGCUCCUGGACUUGGAGAGUGACGAUGCCCGGGCUGCCAGGGUCAAGGAGCUGCUGGUUGACUGUUACAAACCCACAGAGGUCUUCAUCUCUGGCCUGCUGGACAAGAUCCGGGCCAUGCAGAAGCUGAGCACACCUCAGAAGAAGUGAGGGUCCCCGACCCAGGCGAACGGUGGCUCCCAUACGACAAUCGCUGCCCCCCCGACCUCGUAGCAACAGCAAUACCGGGGGACCCUGCGGCCAGGCCUGGUUCCAUGAGCAGGGCUCCUCGUGCCCCUGGCCCAGGGGUCUCUUCCCCUGCCCCCUCAGUUUUCCACUUUUGGAUUUUUUUAUUGUUAUUAAACUGAUGGGACUUUGUAUUUUUAUAUUGACUCUGCGGCACGGGCCCUUUAAUAAAGCGAGGUAGGAUACGCCUUUGGUGCAGCUCAAAAAAAAAAAAAAAUGAUUUCCAGCGGUCCACAUUAGAGUUGAAAUUUUCUGGUGGGAGAAUCUAUACCUUGUUCCUUUAUAGGCCAAGGACCGCAAUCCUUCAGUAACACCACUGUAAGAGCUUGAGGAGAAAUUGUGAAGCUACACAGUAUUUGUUUUCUAAUACCUCUUGUCAUUCUAAAUAUCUUUAUUAAAAAAUAUAUAUAUACAGUAUUGAAUGCCUACUGUGUGCUAGGUACAGUUCUAAACGCUUGGGUUACAGCAGCGAACAAAAUAAAGGUGCUUACCCUCAUAGAACAUAGAUUCUAGCAUGGUAUCUACUGUAUCAUACAGUAGAUACAAUAAGUAAACUAUAUUGAAUAUUAGAAUGUGGCAGAUGCUAUGGAAAAAGAGUCAAGACAAGUAAAGACGAUUGUUCAGGGUACCAGUUGCAAUUUUAAAUAUGGUCGUCAGAGCAGGCCUCACUGAGGUGACAUGACAUUUAAGCAUAAACAUGGAGGAGGAGGAGUAAGCCUGAGCUGUCUUAGGCUUCCGUGGCAGCCAAGCCAUUUCCGUGGCACUAGGAGCCUGGUGUUUCCGAUUCCACCUUUGAUAACUGCAUUUUCUCUAAGAUAUGGGAGGGAAGUUUUUCUCCUAUUGUUUUUAAGUACUAACUCCAGCUAGUCCAGCCUUGUUAUAGUGUUACCUAAUCUUUAUAGCAAAUACAUGAGGUACCGGUAACAUUAUGCCCAUUUCUCACAGAGGCACUACUAGGUGAAGGAGUUUGCCUGACGUUAUACAACCAGGAAGUAGCUGAGCCUAGAUUCCUUCCACCCACCCCAUGGCCCUGCUGAUAUUCCACCUGCCUCUAAUUUACCUCUUUUCCUUCUAGACCAGCAUUCUCGAAACUGGAGGACUCCUUUGAGGCCCUCUCCCUAUACCUGGGGGAGCUGGGCAUCCCGCUGCCUGCAGAGCUGGAGGAGUUGGACCACACUGUGAGCAUGCAGUACGGCCUGACCCGGGACUCACCUCCCUAGCCCUGGCCCAGCCCCCUGCAGGGGGGUGUUCUACAGCCAGCAUUGCCCCUCUGCGCCCCAUUCCUGCUGUGAGCAGGGCCGUCCGGGCUUCCUGUGGAUUGGCGGAAUGUUUAGAAGCAGAACAAGCCAUUCCUACUACCUCCCCAGGAGGCAAGUGGGCGCAGCACCAGGGAAAUGUAUCUCCACAGGUUCUGGGGCCUAGUUACUGUCUGUAAAUCCAAUACUUGCCUGAAAGCUGUGAAGAAGAAAAAAAACCCUGGCCUUUGGGCCAGGAGGAAUCUGUUACUCGAAUCCACCCAGGAACUCCCUGGAGUGGAUUGUGGGAGGCUCUUGCUUACACUAAUCAGCGUGACCUGGACCUGCUGGGCAGGAUCCCAGGGUGAACCUGCCUGUGAACUCUGAAGUCACUAGUCCAGCUGGGUGCAGGAGGACUUCAAGUGUGUGGACGAAAGAAAGACUGAUGGCUCAAAGGGUGUGAAAAAGUCAGUGAUGCUUCCCCUUUCUACUCCAGAUCCUGUCCUUCCUGGAGCAAGGUUGAGGGAGUAGGUUUUGAAGAGUCCCUUAAUAUGUGGUGGAACAGGCCAGGAGUUAGAGAAAGGGCUGGCUUCUAUUUACCUGCUCACUGGCUCUAGCCAGCCCAGGGACCACAUCAAUGUGAGAGGAAGCCUCCACCUCAUGUUUUCAAACUUAAUACUGGAGACUGGCUGAGAACUUACGGACAACAUCCUUUCUGUCUGAAACAAACAGUCACAAGCACAGGAAGAGGCUGGGGGACUAGAAAGAGGCCCUGCCCUCUAGAAAGCUCAGAUCUUGGUUUCUGUUACUCAUACUGGGGUGGGCUCCUUAGUCAGAUGCCUAAAACAUUUUGCCUAAAGCUCGAUGGGUUCUGGAGGACAGUGUGGCUUGUCACAGGCCUAGAGUCUGAGGGAGGGGAGUGGGAGUCUCAGCAAUCUCUUGGUCUUGGCUUCAUGGCAACCAUUGCUCACCCUUCAACAUGCCUGGUUUAGGCAGCAGCUUGGGCUGGGAAGAGGUGGUGGCAGAGUCUCAAAGCUGAGAUGCUGAGAGAGAGCUCCCUGAGCUGGGCCAUCUGACUUCUACCUCCCAUGUUUGCUCUCCCAACUCAUUAGCUCCUGGGCAGCAUCCUCCUGAGCCACAUGUGUAGGUACUGGAAAACCUCCAUCUUGGCUCCCAGAGCUCUAGGAACUCUUCAUCACAACUAGAUUUGCCUCUUCUAAGUGUCUAUGAGCUUGCACCAUAUUUAAUAAAUUGGGAAUGGGUUUGGGGUAUUAAUGCAAUGUGUGGUGGUUGUAUUGGAGCAGGGGGAAUUGAUAAAGGAGAGUGGUUGCUGUUAAUAUUAUCUUGUUUUAUCUAUUGGGUGGUAUGUGAAAUAUUGUACAUAGACCUGAUGAGUUGUGGGACCAGAUGUCAUCUCUGGUCAGAGUUUACUUGCUAUAUAGACUGUACUUAUGUGUGAAGUUUGCAAGCUUGCUUUAGGACUGAGCCCUGGACUCCCAGCAGCAGCACAGUUCAGCAUUGUGUGGCUGGUUGUCCUGGCUGUCCCCAGCAAGUGUAGGAGUGGUGGGCCUCAACUGGGCCAUUGAUCAGACUAAAUAAAUUAAGCAGUUAACAUAACUGGCAA
Messenger RNA from Gorilla gorilla gorilla (western lowland gorilla), 5327 nucleotides. RefSeq names its product LIM domain kinase 2 (gene LIMK2). The transcript is spliced from 15 exons. The coding region runs from base 334 to 2100 and encodes 588 amino acids. Gene Ontology annotation, molecular function: protein binding; ATP binding; protein serine/threonine kinase activity. NCBI's taxonomy places the organism in Eukaryota, Metazoa, Chordata, Mammalia, Primates, Hominidae. Gene Ontology annotation, biological process: actin cytoskeleton organization; regulation of phosphorylation; protein phosphorylation. Gene Ontology annotation, cellular component: cytoplasm; nucleus. The record is from RefSeq and is a predicted model, not a curated record.